UGAGAUCUGCCCGCCCCACACUGAGCGGUCGUUAAGUGGGGUAAAGGUGAGGCUCGGGACUGCGGCGGACAACAUCCAGCUGACUACAGGUACAACAGCAUAUUCCCAAGAAGGAAGAAGAAAUGGCUAAUCAUGUGUCAGAGUCGUUGCCAGAGCGGACCUUCCAGUACCAAAGCAGCCUGCCGCCCCUUCCUGUCCCACUGCUAGAGAUUAGCCUUUUAAAGUAUCUGAAUGCAGUUCAACCUUUUGCAUCUGAGAAGGAGUUUAAGGCUACAGUGGACACUGUGAAUAGAUUUCAAGAGGGUGUUGGCAAAGAGCUGCAUCAGAAACUACUGCAGAGAGCCAAGACAAAGAAGAACUGGCUGGAAGAAUGGUGGUUAGAUUCUGCAUAUCUGGAGGUCCGCGUCCCCUCUCAGCUGAAUGUGAACUUUGGUGGCCCGGCGCCCUACCUGGAGCACUGCUGGCCUCCUGAAGAGGGAACUCAUCUGCAGAGGGCCAGUAUCAGUACAUGGCAUACGCUGCAGUACUGGAACCUGAUCCGCACGGAGAGUCUGGCUCCUCAGAAAUCUGGCAAAACACCAUUAGAUAUGGACCAGUUCAGGAUGCUGUUCUCCACCUGCAAAGUACCUGGAGUAAAGAAAGACACCAUUCGUAACUAUUUCAAAACAGAGCGUGAGGGUCCUUGCCCCUCCCAUUUGGUAGUGAUGUGUCGUGGACGGUUCUUCACGUUUGAUGCAGUCUGUGAUGGACAAAUCCUCACUCCUCCAGAACUGCUCAGGUAGGAUUAC
Molecule: messenger RNA, 788 nt
Organism: Morone saxatilis (striped sea-bass)
Lineage: Eukaryota; Metazoa; Chordata; Actinopteri; Moronidae
Product: peroxisomal carnitine O-octanoyltransferase-like
Exons: 6
Coding region: 123-782 (219 amino acids)
Cellular component (GO): peroxisome
Molecular function (GO): carnitine O-octanoyltransferase activity
Source: RefSeq, a predicted model, not a curated record